AUGCCUAAACUCCGACAAAGUAAAAACCAUAACACUCCUUCAGAUACUUAUAUAGAUGAAAUCCUCAAAAAAAUUAAUGUGCCGUCUCCAUAUGACAAAAGAAUUGUCCCAAUUCUAAAGAAAUUUGAGGUGGAUGAUACCACUACUAUGUCAAAAAAGCCACCAAAUAGCUUUAUCUUAUAUCGAACGGUUUUUUUCCACAUGUUAAAUAGCAAUAAUGUUCAACUUCCUGCAAACAAGAUCUCGAGCCUGGCAUCGAAAAAAUGGAAGAACGAAUCCAAUGCAAUUAAACAAGAAUAUGAACGAAUCGCUGACGAAAUUCGCGAAUGCUCACCCAAAUAUAUACCUUCUUUUCAAAAGGAACCCAAAAAACAAUACAAAUGGCGUGAUUAUAAAUAUCCUGAUAAUGAAAAGAAAAAGAAAAAUUCUUCAUCCAAUAAAAAUUAUGAAUUUAGCGCGAUUGACUCAAUACAAAGCUUGUCUGCACCAGCUACUGGUUCUGAUACUUGUCCGUCAAUGUCAACAGAAAUUGAUCAAGGAUUCAUGAACUUCCCGUUAAAAGAUAAAGAUUCUACAGCAUAUGGUUUUGUUGACGCAGUUCCUUUAUAUUUUCCAGAAAAAAUUCAAUCUCAGUCAGAUAUUGAUCAUCUAAGUCGAUCAUCAAGUUUUGAUAUUAAUACCUCGAAUUAUCAGCUCUCUGUACCAAGCUUAUCAAUAAACAGUCCUGCAUCUUUGACAUCAACAACCGAGGAAGCUAGGGAUUUAGAAAUGCUCAAUAUAGAAAAGUUUCAAGCGUCCUUGCUGGUGAAAUCGGCGGAAAAUUCUUAUCAAGAUACAAUGACUUUUCCACUUGAGGAUUUAAUCAAUGAUGAAUAUCUACAAUUUUAA
Molecule: messenger RNA, 888 nt
Organism: Ambispora leptoticha
Lineage: Eukaryota; Fungi; Glomeromycota; Glomeromycetes; Archaeosporales; Ambisporaceae
Source: the annotation of a GenBank genome assembly